Dendronephthya gigantea is the source of this 1188-nucleotide messenger RNA. RefSeq names its product protein YIPF4-like. Gene Ontology annotation, cellular component: trans-Golgi network; membrane. The transcript is spliced from 5 exons. Gene Ontology annotation, biological process: vesicle fusion with Golgi apparatus; endoplasmic reticulum to Golgi vesicle-mediated transport. NCBI's taxonomy places the organism in Eukaryota, Metazoa, Cnidaria, Anthozoa, Malacalcyonacea, Nephtheidae. The record is from RefSeq and is a predicted model, not a curated record. The coding region runs from base 1 to 804 and encodes 267 amino acids.
AUGGCGACCGAAAAACAAGAAACUUCAGUGCCUUUGUAUUCCGUUUCGUCUCAACAAAACACGGCGGAUUCUUACAACUCUAAUAGACCUUUGCAGGAUGAGUUUACGUUUCGCAGUUCGUCGCCAGACUUUAAUGUGGAUUACUCUGGAAGCAUAGAGACCAAUCAGCAGCCAAACGCGGCCGACAGCGAUGCUGGUUCGAAUGCCUACAACUUGGGCAGUAUUUUUAACAAGAAGAAAUUCGCAUGGCUUUUAGAAGUAGACGAUACGGGAGAUGACGACGACAUGGAUAAACCGCUGUUGGAAGAGCUGGACAUUGAUGUGAAUGAUAUUUACUACAAAGUUCGAUGUGUUCUGUUCCCACUUCCAUCACUUGGUUUUCAAAAAGAUGUGUUGAGACAAAAUCCUGAUUUCUGGGGACCUUUAUUUGUUGUGCUGUUGUAUGCAUUGCUUGCUCUGUAUGGUCAGUUCAGGGUUGUUUCAUGGAUCAUCACAAUUUGGGUUUUUGGAUCAUUGUUAAUUUUUCUUCUUGCAAGAGUACUUGGUGGGGAGGUCUCAUUCUCCCAAUGUCUUGGUGUGAUUGGUUAUUCUGUAUUGCCACUGAUUGUAACGGCUUUGGCACUGAUUGUAUUUCACAGUAUACCGUUUCUUAACACAAUAAUCAAGUUACUUGGUGUGGUUUGGGCUUCAUACAGUGCUGGAUCAUUGUUAGUUGAAGAAGAACUUAAGAACAAGAAACUUUUAUUGCUUUAUCCAAUAUUUCUACUGUACAUUUAUUUAUUUUCCCUGUACACAGGUGUAUAAAUAUUCACUGGGAUGUAUUCAGAACCUAUAGUGUGCAAUUAGCAGCACUCUGCUUUGGGGUCUUUUUUCAUCAGGACUCAGGCCCUGCACCUCCCCAUCCCUGACAAAAGAAAUUUAGCAGCAGUUAGUUAAAAUGUUGAAAAAUUAUGGUAAAGAGUUUGUAGUUUAAAAUUUGGCCCAUGCUAAUCUGUCUCAUACUAUUGAUAUGCGAGCUAUCUUUUUAGAAUUUUAAUGCGAUGAAAAGGGAUGAAUUAAUUUUUUUCAGUAUUUACUGUCUACCUCAUGGAAUUAUGUAUUAUAGUAAAUCCAUAGACGAUGGAAGAUUGUUAAGUGGGAGGGGGGAGGGUGCUAAGAUUUAUAUAUUCAUAGAAUAAGUAUUGAUCU